Molecule: messenger RNA, 4357 nt
Organism: Anneissia japonica
Lineage: Eukaryota; Metazoa; Echinodermata; Crinoidea; Comatulida; Comatulidae
Product: centrosomal protein kizuna-like
Exons: 13
Coding region: 83-2698 (871 amino acids)
Biological process (GO): spindle organization
Cellular component (GO): centrosome
Source: RefSeq, a predicted model, not a curated record
UAGAAGAAAGAAAUAUUUGAGAUGCAACUACUGGAAUAGAGACUAGGCCUAAUUAAGAAUCGUUAGUUGCAAACUUUACGAAAUGUCGGUUGAAUAUUAUCAGAAAGUUAAAGAGUUACAACGUUUACAGCACGAAAAGGAACAGGAAAGAAUGGAAUUGGACCAACAACUCAACUCAUACUUAAAAUCAGGGAAACAAUUAACCCAGUUUAAGGCAGCUAGACUUCAAACCUACUGGCAAAAGAUAUGCGAUGACGAACGCAAAAGUCGUGCACGUAAUGAACAACUAUUGCAGGAAUUCCAACGUGUGCAAACUCAUAUGGACGCCCUCUCAGUGAGAACAGAGAGGCUUAGAAUGCUUAAGGAGCAAUAUGAAUUACAAGUUGAGAAAAUGUAUCCAAGGUGGAAAGAAAAAAUGGAACUUGAGCAGCAAAAACGAAAUAAAGUAGAAAUGAAGAGUGAUGGAAACGAGUAUCAACGUCUAAACAGACUUCGGUUCCAAAGUACAUUUGCAGAUUCACCGUUGUCAGGGCAACAAGGGAUUCCCACCAUCCACUUGCAAGUUCCUCAGCCAACGAUUCUUCAAUCAUCUGUAAAUGGUGUACCUUAUGAGCAGCCCUCCAUAGACUCUUACAUAUCUGGAGAACCAGAUAUGCAAUCAGAGGAGCCUGCUUAUCUCACCAGUAAGGUCUCACCAGGUUUUUCGAGAGCACAAGAAUUUUCCAAAAAUGCUCAUGCCACAAAUGUUUCACGAGAUGAUUCCAAAGAUGAUGAUUAUGCCUAUGCAGACAUUUCAAGUGACAACUAUGAAAUGCCGAUAUCUGCUUCAAAUGGCUUGAAACAAAUUCCUUCUAGAAGACAUCAUGAUGAGAAGAUUUCAGUAGAUGCUCCUGCCACAGUCAUUUCAGUUGAUCAGAAACAUCCAACACAAUUAGUUUCAAGUGCCACUAUACCGAACAACAACUUUGAUAAGAUCAAAGAGUCUGGACUCAGCUUGUCUUCAGAUUCAGAAAGUGCCUACCAUCCAUUAGACUUCAGGAAAUCUGGAGAUCCAUUGAGUGUUGUCAAAGGAAACAGUAGUUUGGAUUCUGAGAAAAAUGGAACACAUCACCGGCAUUCUGGUCCAGCACUUGCAAGGCAACAACCAAUUGAGAGUGAUGUGCAAGACUAUACACCUGAUGAGGUCAACUCGCCUGUGGCCCCAGAAUCUUCCUCAACACUGUUUACUUCUGACACCGACCAUGAAUCUGACAAAAAGUCUAACCCACUCAUGAAUGAAAGCGUACAAAAGAAAACAGAUCAUUUUAAGCAGGACACUGUAUUCAUGAGAGAAAAUUCCAAUCUAAAAAUUGACAGUGACAGUGAAAUUGGAAGUGAUACCAGUUUGCCCCUGUCUGACGAUAAUUUAAAAACAACCGAGCAAGAAAAUAAGCCUAAGUUAAGUGCUGAACCUCAAGAUCCUUUGGUAACAACCGAUGGACUAUGGCAUAUAAUCAAGGCAGUUGAAGUUGAGAUUGACGAAAGCGAUGAAGUUGAUAUGAUUUACAACGCCCCCAUCGGAACAGAAGCCAUUGUAGCUGAGAUUGUGAAGGAGGCGAAUGCUAACAGGAGCCUAAAGCACCUAAAUCCCAACACUAUGAGUAUGGUGAUACUAAGGGAGCUUCCCCUUAUCAUACGGAAGUCCAGUGGCGGAUGUCUCAUAUCAGAUAAAAUACUGACUAGUAAUAUGCCCUGUGGAGAGGCCACUAUAAGAUCGUAUAUGUACUCGGCAUCAUUAUCAAUAUGGGACAGGCUCUUACAGCACUUUGCUACUCUGCUGCAAAGGGAAGCCUUCAGCGUUGACAAAAUUGCUAAUACAUUUGCACCUCUGAUGAUUAAGGCAGAGAGCGUGGCUACUUACAAGACUAAGGCAAUACAAGUUCUGACAAAUGUUUUAGCUGAGAUGCCACUGAACGAAACAUUUGAUGAGACAGUAUCAUCGAUAGGAGUCACUCCCAAAUACUCACAAGAAAACAGAACAUCUACACGGCAAGAUCAUAGAAGUGGUAGUCAAGUUCCUCCACUGGAUUUAGGCAUAAAUAGUGACUCUGAAGACAGUGAGGAUGAUAGCCAGGGUAGUACUUCUGAUAAUGGUGUCCCACUAAAUGAAACUGAUGCAUAUCAGCAGAUGAUGAGGCAACUCACAUUACAAGGUGAUGUGUCUGAAGAGAUAUCAGGACUAGAGGAUGAUGAAGAUGGCACGGACAGGACACUAGACUCUAGGGCUAGGAAAUCAGUUGAGGAUAGGCCUAGGCAUGGCACUCCACCAUCUAGUACAAGAUCCAAUAAGGGUAGAAGAAAUGUGCUAUCAUCUCUUGGUGGUAUGGGUAGUCUUGGCAUAUCCUACGGCAAUGAGAACAAUGAAGACGGGGCACAUAUAGACACCGGCAGAUCCGGAAACAGCGAUGUAAUCAGCUCCCUGGAGCCAACCCCACGGGAGUCAGCCUACGUUCCAUCGGCCAUGGAUCAGAGUUUAAAGUCUACAGGCAAAAGCGACAAAUCAGUGACAAAACGAUCGGCUGCAUUUUGGGGAAAUGAAUCCGAUAUUGAAUCAGAAUCUGAGAUGACCGUUCCCAUGGGAACAGGCACAAUCCCGAUGGGUACCGGUACUAUGAAAUCUGAUGAAGAGUCUAUUGAUGAUUUUGAUUUCUAUGACUGAAAAAUUAUUUUAAUCAAGGAUUUUAAUUUCAAUGAUUGAGAAAUAUUGCAUAUCAUUUCUCAAUCACAUUCAUAAAAUCCUUGAUUAAAUGAAUUUUCAUCAAUUUUAUCGAAUUCCUUUAUUCUUAAUUUUAUUUUUUAUUUUAAUUAUCCUGAAGUAUCAUUUCUAUAUUACUCUACUUACACUUGUACUGCAUUACUAAUGUAUUAUUAUAAUCUUCUGGUAUAAUUUAUUUUUAAAUAUUUUUUUUAUUAUAAGGAUGCACCAUUAACUUUAAACGCAUCACCGAUCUGAAGGUGAAUAUCCAAAUAAAUAAAUAAGUUAAAUAAAAUUUACCAAGUCUUGAAUAAACGAAAAUAAUGUCCCUAAUAACUCUAUUAAAAAAAAUAUUCCCUGACAAACCUUUUGGUCAGUUUUUCGUCAGGUGACCCCUAAUUCACUUCCCCUCUAAACAUAAGAAGCUCUGUGAGUUAGGUAAAUGAUAAUUUUAUAUUUACCAUAUACUGAAAUACAUUUUAUGAAGCAUAAAUUUUAAAAUCUGAAUAUAGCAAUUCACUUAUGGAUAUAUUCCUUGCAGAAGUUCAGAUUUGCUUGGUAGUUUUCAGUUCCCCAUUUCAAAUAAGAUAGUGCAACAUGAAAAUAUGUGUAACUAGAGCAGUCACUCUAUUGAGUGCAUACAUCCGCCCUGUGCCUGAAUACAGUAACAAUACACAGGUCGUGUAUGAUAGUACUGGUACUAGGUAUUUAUAUUGCACUUUUCCCAGAACAGAACUGCAGCACCCUCAAUGAAAUAAUAGAAUCACCCAUAGUAGCAUGCACAUUAUUUUCUCAAGUGCUGCAACCUAUUCUCAGAGGUAAUGAUAUGAUAAUAGUAUAAUAUAUGCCAACCAACCAACCCCGAUUAACAAAUGUCUCUGUCCUUUGUAGACAAAUUCAACAAUUUUUUGGGGGCUAACCACUAUUUGCGGCAAAAAAUGCUACGCCAGUCACUUGUCGCAAAUCAUGUUUCGGAAAUAACGGUUAAAACAUGUUGGAAUGUCAAAAUUUUCGAAAUUUAUUUUAUUGCACUAAACUAACCUUUAUAUGUGUUUACAGUAGGUCUCUGCCUAAGAAAUGUCUGAAAUCGUGAACUUUGAAGGCUGCUUUCUUUAAACAGAUGUAUGUUUAAAUUCCUGUAACUUUUAAUGAAAUGCCAGAUUUAUAUAAUUCUUUUAUCAUUUUAUAACCUUCAUUUUACUGUAUUACCUUGUACUGUAUUAAUAACUAAAAAUCAAUUUUUGCAAAGAGUGACUGAUUUGGCUCAUCUGCCACAUUUAUGAUGUCUUAAGUUUUACUGUAUAUAAUGUUUUCUAAAGUCAUAACAUUCCAAUGGGUAAUCAGGCUACUUGCAAGACUUGCCAACACUGAAUAGUGUACCACAAUAUCUACCUUGAGUCACUCUGCUAAUUGUAUAGCACUAUAUGAUAAACUACUUAAAUUAUCGGAAUACCUUGACAAUGUAUUUACAUUCCGCUGCAAAUACUUUAAAUUAUUCAGCAUUAAAACCUACUUUAUUUCAUAUUAAUGUUUAUUUUGUACUGUCCUAAUCAUUUUGAGAAUGCAUGAAAAAUAUUUUGAAUAUGUUUUGUAUGGUGUGAAAUAAACCAUGUCAUUUAAAAA